AUGAAUAAAAAUUCUACGAGUGAUGAUGCUAUCUCAGUUGAGGAUUCACCUGCUGCACAACAUCCUCAUGUUGACAAUGAGCAACGUGAAAACUCAACGCAAAAUGAAUUUAAUUCAGCAGAAUGUGCCACUGCUACUAAUACAACAAAGAAGUCAUCAAUGACUUCGAUACCUUUAGAAUUUCCGCAUUGGUCGCGACAUCGAUCUUCAAUUGCUGCAGGUGCAUUUGCUGUAUUCACAAUUAUAGCAAUGAGUAUUGGUAUAUUGACUGUUUGUUUCACUUCACCAAAAGCUACUGUUCAAAAAUGUGAGCUCAAAUUCAAACCAACGGCUCAAAAACCAGUUGAAUACAAGUAUGGCCCACGAUCUGUUGCCGCUGGUGAUUUCGACAAUGACACAUGUUUGGAUAUGGUUAUUGCUCAUCAUAUAGCUAACACGAUAACUGUUUAUCUUGGAUAUGGUAAUGGCACUUUUAAAAGUCCAAUUACAUAUUCAACUGGUUCCUACUCAAGUCCUUACAUGGUCACAGUUGGUUAUUUCAACAACGAUUCUUACUUGGAUAUUGCAGUAGCAAAUUUUGGCACUAACAAUAUCGUUAUCUUUCAUGGAUUUGGCGAUGGGUCUUUCGCAAAUCAAACAGAACUUUCAACAGGCUCCUCUCGUCCAACAGCGAUUAUCGGUGCUCAUUUCAACAAUGACACACUACUUGAUAUUGUCAUAGUUAAUUACGGAAACCACAGUAUCAGUAUAUUCUAUCAAUAUGGAAAUGGAAGUUUUUCGCUUCCAAUUACAUAUCCGACAGGUUACGAUUCCUUUCCGUCCUCAAUAGCUGCUGGAGAUUUCAAUAAUGACGAAUAUUUAGACCUCGCCAUUGCCAAUUAUGGCACUAACAAUAUUGUGAUACUUUUUGGAAAUAGCAACAGCACUUUUGCAAAGCAAAUUACCAUUUCAACUGGCAUUGAUUCUCAACCAUACUCCAUUGUCGUUGGUGAUUUCAACGCAGACGACUUUCUCGAUAUCGCUCUCGCUAAUUCUAGAAGUCAUGAAGUAGGUGUGCUCCUAAAUAAUGAUAAUGAAACUUUCGCUAAAUCAGUCAACUAUUCCAUCAAUUCUGCUUCUCCAAUUGCCAUUUCGGUAGGAGAUUUCAAUCAAGAUAAUCGAUUGGACAUAAUCACCACGAAUCAAGGCGCUGGCAAUAUAGCCAUACUUCUUGGAUAUGGGAACGGCAAAUUUGCAAAUUCAAUUAUGUAUCCAACCGGAUCUUCUUCUUCGAUUUCAGUUGCCAUAGGUAAUUUCAACAAGGACCAUCGAUUAGAUAUUGUCGUUGUAAACAAUGAUACCGGUGUCAUUGAUAUUCUUGUUGGACGUGACGAAGGCUUUCAAAAUCAAAUAAGAUAUUCAGCUGGCUCUAAUCCACGAUCUGUAGCUAUUGGUGAUGUCAACAACGACACUCGACUAGAUAUCGUUGUUGCCAAUCAGGUUAGCAAUGAUGUGAGUGUCCUUCUUGGAUAUGGAAACGGUUCUUUUGAAAAUCAAACAAGAUAUUCAGUUGGCUCUGGUCCACUAUCUGUAGCUAUUGGUGAUGUCAACAAUGACACUCGACUAGAUAUCGUUGUCGCCAAUGAGGAUAGCAACGAUGUGAGUAUCCUUCUUGGAUAUGGAAACGGUUCUUUUGAAAAUGAAACAAGGUAUUCAGUUGGCUCUUCUCCAUCAUCUAUAGCUAUUGGUGAUGUCAACAAUGACGCUCGACUAGAUAUCGUUGUCGACAAUGGGGGUAGCGAUGAUGUGAGUGUCCUUCUUGGAUAUGGAAACGGUUCUUUUGAAAAUCAAACAAGAUAUUCAGUUGGCUCUUAUCCAUCAUCUGUAGCUAUUGGUGAUGUCAACAAUGACACUCGACUAGAUAUCGUUGUCGACAAUGGGGGUAGCGAUGAUGUGAGUGUCCUUCUUGGAUAUGGAAACGGUUCUUUUGAAAAUCAAACAAGAUAUUCAGUUGGCUCUUAUCCAUAUUCUGUAGCUAUUGGUGAUGUCAACAACGACACUCGACUAGAUAUCGUUGUCACCAAUUUGCGGACCAAUGAUGUGGGUGUCCUUCUUGGAUAUGGAAACGGUUCUUUUGAAAAUCAAAGAAGUUAUUCAGUUGGCUCUUAUCCAUAUUCUGUAGCUAUUGGCGAUGUUAACAACGACACUCGACUAGAUAUCGUUGUCGCCAAUUUGAAUAGCAAUGAUGUGGGUGUCCUGCUACAAUAUAACAGAGGAGCGAUUACAUAUGAAAUGAGCUUGGCACCUGGUGGUGGUUCUAGCCUACGAUGUGUAGUUAUUGAUGAUUUGAACAAUGACACUAAUCUCGAUAUCGUCUUAGCUAAUUACGGCACUAAUAAUUUAGGCGUUCUUUUUGGAUAUGGGAACGGUAGUUUUGAAAAUCAAAUGAUGCUCAGUACUGGCAUGAAUUCUCAUCCGAUUUCUAUCGCAAUUGGGGACUUCAAUGGUGACCGUGAAGUGGAUAUUGCUGUGGCCAAUCAUGGUACAAAGCAUGUAGAUAUGAUGCUUGGAAAUGGACAGGGAAAAUUUGCAAUUCAAACAAGUUAUGAAAUUGGCUUUGAUACACCUCCGUUAGUUAUGGUUUCUGGUGAUUUUAACAAUGACGCACGAUCGGAGAUCGCUGUCGCUUACGAUGAACGUGAUCAUGUGGAUAUUUUUGUUGCGUAUAAUCAUGGUUCUUUUGAAACUCAAAAAAGGUAUUCAGUUGGCUCUUAUCCAUCAUCUGUAGCUAUUGGUGAUGUCAACAAUGACACUCGACUAGAUAUCGUUGUCGCCAAUAGGGAUAGCAAUGAUGUGAGUGUCCUUCUUGGAUAUGGAAAUGGUUCUUUUGAAAAUCAAACAAGGUAUUCAGUUGGCUCUUAUCUAUUAUCUGUUGCUAUUGGUGAUGUCAACAAUGACACUCGACCAGAUAUCGUUGUCGCCAAUGAGGAUAGCAAUGAUGUAAGUGUCCUUCUUGGAUAUGGAAACGGUUCUUUUGAAACUCAAAAAAAGUAUUCAGUUGGCCUUAAUCCACAAUCUGUAGCUAUUGGUGAUGUCAACAACGACACUCGACUAGAUAUCGUUGUCGCCAAUUCGGCUAGCAAUGAUGUAAGUGUACUUCUUGGAUAUGACAAUAUAGUUUUUGUAAAGCAAAUGAUACUAGUAACUGGAAACGGUUCCCAACCACAGUGGUUAGUGAUUAGCGAUUUUAACAAUGAUGAUCUGAUGGAUAUUGGUGUCAUUAAUUCACGCACCCACAAUAUUGAUAUUUUUCUUGGAUAUGGAAAUAUCUCUUUUGCAAAUCAAAUGACAUAUUCAACACACCCAUAUUUAUCUCCAUGCUCUAUGGCUGUCGGUGAUUUCAACAAUGAUAGUCGAAUGGAUAUCGUCUUUGUUAGUUGUAAGUUGAACAGAGUUGGUAUUAUUCUUGGAUAUGGAAAUGGUUCUUUUGGAAAUCAAAUGAUGUAUUCAACAAGCUCAGGUUCGUCUCGAUACUCUUUAGCUGUAAAUGACAUUAAUAACGACGCUAUACAAGACAUUGUCGUCGCGAAUUAUGAUGUCAAUUAUCUAGGUUUACUUGUUGGACAUGGAGAUGGCACUUUCGAAAGCAUUAUGCUAGUUCAGUUGGACUAUGGUUCCAAUCCAUUCUUCAUUGCCAUUGGAGAUUUCAAUAAUGAUAAAAAACUAGAUUUUGCCGUCGCCAAUAACGGUACUGACAGUUUAAAUAUUCUCUUGCAGACUUGUUAAUAAUUUUAUCUUGUAUUUUAUAUUUUCCUAUCACUUACUUAUUUCGUAUGCUCUUAUAUUUAAUAGAAUCAUAGUUGAAAUAUUCAAAUGUUUGUAAGUGUGAAAGAUGAGUGGAGAAAGAGGAUGAGUUAGGUUUGGGUUUGGUUGUGGAUUCCUGAUGAUGUAAGCCUCAGUGUAUGGUUGAGAGUAUGAAUGACUGACUGCCAGUAUUGAUCUGACUGUAGUAGAAAAGCGUCUAGAUCAAGGGGGGAAAAGCUGACUCCGUGACUCCAUGACUCUACUGACUCCAACUGACUCCAAUUGACUCCAUUGACUCUAUUGACUCCAUUGACUCCAACUGACUC
This is a messenger RNA of Rotaria sordida, 4109 nucleotides long. Lineage: Eukaryota; Metazoa; Rotifera; Eurotatoria; Philodinida; Philodinidae. The record is from the annotation of a GenBank genome assembly.